Molecule: messenger RNA, 840 nt
Organism: Neomonachus schauinslandi (Hawaiian monk seal)
Lineage: Eukaryota; Metazoa; Chordata; Mammalia; Carnivora; Phocidae
Gene: SCRT2
Product: scratch family transcriptional repressor 2
Exons: 3
Coding region: 1-840 (279 amino acids)
Biological process (GO): regulation of DNA-templated transcription
Molecular function (GO): DNA-binding transcription factor activity, RNA polymerase II-specific; RNA polymerase II cis-regulatory region sequence-specific DNA binding
Source: RefSeq, a predicted model, not a curated record
AUGCCGCGCUCCUUCCUGGUAAAGAAGAUCAAAGGGGACGGCUUCCAGUGCAGCGGGGUGCCGGCCCCCACCUACCACCCCUUGGAGACCGCCUACGUGCUGCCUGGCGCCCGGGGGCCGCCCGGGGACAACGGUUACGCCCCGCACUGCCUGUCCCCCAGCAGCUACGAUGCGGACCAGAAGCCGGGCCUGGAGCUGGCGCCUGCCGAGCCCGCCUACCCGCCGGCGGCGCCGGAGGAGUACAGCGACCCCGAGAGCCCGCAGUCCAGCCUGUCGGCGCGCUACUUCCGCGGGGAGGCGGCCGUGACCGACAGCUACUCCAUGGACGCCUUCUUCAUCUCGGACGGGCGCUCGCGGCGGCGGCGCGGCGGGGGCGGCGGGGACGCGGGCGGCGCGGGGGACACGUACGCCACGUCGUCGAACCUGAGCCGCCACAAGCAGACGCACCGCAGCCUGGACAGCCAGCUGGCGCGCAAGUGCCCGACGUGCGGCAAGGCGUACGUGUCCAUGCCCGCGCUGGCCAUGCACGUGCUCACGCACAACCUGCGCCACAAGUGCGGCGUGUGCGGCAAGGCCUUCUCGCGGCCCUGGCUGCUGCAGGGCCACAUGCGCUCGCACACGGGCGAGAAGCCGUUCGGCUGCGCGCACUGCGGCAAGGCCUUCGCCGACCGCUCCAACCUGCGCGCGCACAUGCAGACGCACUCGGCCUUCAAGCACUACCGCUGCCGCCAGUGCGACAAGAGCUUCGCGCUCAAGUCCUACCUCCACAAGCACUGCGAGGCCGCCUGCGUCAAGGGGGCCGAGCCGCCCCCGCCGCCCCCCGCCGGCCCCGCCAGUUGA